Hevea brasiliensis (rubber tree) is the source of this 1582-nucleotide messenger RNA. RefSeq lists its product as uncharacterized. NCBI's taxonomy places the organism in Eukaryota, Viridiplantae, Streptophyta, Magnoliopsida, Malpighiales, Euphorbiaceae. The coding region runs from base 305 to 1261 and encodes 318 amino acids. The transcript is spliced from 2 exons. The record is from RefSeq and is a predicted model, not a curated record. Gene Ontology annotation, cellular component: chloroplast.
CCUUGGCGGCCACUAGGUGGCACUAACAAUUUGCCCAUAGAGUAGUUGGAAACGAAGUUCUAAUUUCAUUUCCAUUUCUCUCCACCUGAUUGGGCUAAGAGAAAGACAAGUCUUUUAUUAUCUCUUCAAAAGGCUUAUUAUUUAUACCUAAUUGCCAUUCAGAUUCUCAACUCAAAACUGCGAAAUGUCAAGCUAGAUUAUUGAGGGUCACUUGUAAUCUCAGAAUCUGCUUUUGUGUUACCAAAACCCCAAUUUUGAUGGAGCUGGAAUGAAUAUUCUUUGAAUUUUAAGCUUGCCUCUUUCAAUGGCUGCCUCUGUGUCACCAUUUUCCCUCCCUUUUAGAAAUACCCAUCUCAGAGCCUUGCCUAACCGUUUGAAUACUAGUCCUUAUCCUUCUAUUUCCCAUGACAAACAAGCUCUUUUCAAGUCCAAGCCAUUCUUGGCAUUUCAAACUGUGGAUCUUCCUGGCUAUCGUAUUUUCUCGUCUGCUCCUUUCGCUUUAGCUAGAUCUUCUUCACUUAGGUUUCUUGAUCCUGCAGAUGAUGAAGAAAUAUUGCCGUCCUUUGAGGAAAGGCCAGCCAAAUUUAUGUUUUGGGUUGUGUUUUGGGCUUCUCUUUCUCUUGCUUGGUUUGCAGCUUCUGGGGAUGCUAAUGCAGCUGUCAAUUCCAUCAAAGCCUCCAGCUUUGGGCUAAAGAUUGGCAGCGCUCUUCGAGGUUCGGGUUGGCCUGAUGAAGCUGUGGUGUUUGCUCUUGCUACGCUUCCAGUGCUUGAGCUCCGUGGAGCUAUUCCUGUUGGUUAUUGGAUGCAACUUAAGCCUCUAACGCUAACUGUCUUAUCGAUUAUUGGGAACAUGGUUCCUGUGCCUUUCAUUAUACUUUAUUUGAAGAGAUUUGCUUCUUUCCUUGCUGGAAAGAACCAGUCGGCAUCUCGAUUCCUUGACAUGCUGUUUGAGAAUGCCAAAAAGAAGGCUGGUCCUGUGGAAGAGUUUCAGUGGCUUGGCUUGAUGCUUUUUGUUGCCGUCCCUUUCCCUGGUACUGGAGCAUGGACCGGAGCCAUCAUUGCUUCUAUUCUUGAUAUGCCAUUCUGGCCAGCUGUAUCAGCAAAUUUUGUUGGUGUUGUAUUGGCUGGGCUGCUGGUCAAUUUAUUGGUGAACCUUGGUCUCAAGUAUGCAAUUGUUACUGGUAUUAUCCUCUUCCUGAUAUCCAUGUUUAUGUGGAGUAUCCUUCGGAAUAUUAGGAAGUCUUUGAGCUCCUCAAACUGAUAUUUAGGUGGUGGAUUAGACUAAAUAUCCCUCUGAUGAGCAGUAAACCAACAAUCUAUAAUUUUCCAAUUUGUAUAUUCAGUCACUUGGGAGUUGGUAGCAGUUUAUUCCUUGUUGCAACCUUUGAUUUUAUGUAGGAAGUUGGUUUUCACUUUUCGCUGACUGUGCUGCAAAAAAUCUACAUAUUCUUGAGGGAAAUCUUGUUCUUUGGGAACUGUUCAGUGAGAAUUUGAUCCUCUCAAAACUGAGGAAAAAUAUGAAGUUCAUCAAAUCUCAGGGAGAUUGUGGUUUUCUUGAGGUUAUGAAUGAUUCCGGUUUUCC